GUCGUGAGUGAGAGCUGAGGUUAUGAGAGGUGUCGAGGGUGAUAGCCUGCGUAAGGGCCGCACCUGAGCGAGUAAUUUCCUUGCACCUCCAGUUGAUGAUGGUCUUGCCAGUGAUUUCAGAUGACGAUGUUCAAGUGCGCCUCGGCCGGGGUAGGCCUGGCAAUAGAGACUAUAGAUAGAAAAAGGAGUGAAGGUGAAGAAGAGCAGAAGAUGCCCCCCGGCAACAAAAGCAUGGGCAGUAUUCGAGGUGGCUGGUGUAGAUGAUCAAAUCAUCAACUCGGUGUACUACAACAGAGGUUUCUGCAACUGAUCAAAACGCUCUUGUCGUAGAUAGAAGUCGGAGGCCGGAGUCCCAUGAACGCCUUACCUUCAGCUGGGGGUGGCCAUGGCGCUCUCCACCUCCUCCCCGAAGGCUGCAAUGUGGUGUCGGAGUUUCUGCCUCUUACGGCAGGUUCAGUGGUCAACAAGCGCAAGAGACGUCCAGCAGGAACGCCCGGUAUGCUCCCGCAGCUAGUUUCACGAGACCCAGGUGCUGAGGUUGUGGCUCUUUCUCCCAAGACGUUGAUGGAAUCAGACAGAUAUGUUUGUGAAAUCUGCAAUCAGGGUUUCCAACGUGAUCAAAACUUGCAAAUGCAUAGACGUCGCCACAAGGUUCCAUGGAAGCUUCUAAAACGGCCUAGCCUAGGGACACUCAAGCGUGUUUACGUUUGUCCGGAGAGAUCUUGUCUACAUCACGACCCGUCACAUGCUCUCGGCGAUCUUGUUGGCAUCAAGAAACACUAUCGACGUAAGCAUUGCACUGAGAAGCAGUGGAAAUGUGAUAAAUGUUCCAAGGGCUACGCAGUGCAGUCUGAUUACAAAGCUCACUUGAAGACCUGUGGGACACGAGGUCAUUGUUGUGAUUGUGGUCGAGUUUUCUCACGCGUAGAGAGCUUCAUCGAGCACCAGGACACUUGCAGCGCAGUGAAGUACAAGAGCAUGCAUUCCGGAGACGGAAGUGAAAGAAAGUUGUCCCUCCAGCGACAGGCCACCGACAGAAACUCAAAUGAAAGUCCGAGCCAAUCCAGCGAUACAACUCAAGCCAUGUCAUUUGCGCAAUCAGGGAUGUCGGACACUGCCGCGAGAUCCGCAGAUUCGACCAAGGUCAUCGAUCACGAGCACUCUAGAAGGAUUCAAGAGAGCCAGGCGGCGUAUAAUGCCGUAUUGCCUGGUUGGCUACUGGACCAGCGCAAGGAACUGGAGCUACUCCCAUGGAAGCAACGCCCACCCGAAUCUGUUCAUCCUGACGUUUUGACCUCUGGUUCUACAAUGCAAGGGGACAGAAGAGUCGUUCAACCGAGUCAUGGCUCCAGGUCGCAGGUUACACUCUGCAGCUCCAUCAAUUCCGUUCAUCCGGAGGUUUCUUGCAUGGGGUCCAAGGCAAUUUCACCUAGCAAGUGCAGCGAGGAUGUCAAUGCGCCGUCUUUAGCUCUCUCAAUCGGACUUUUUGGUGCCGAGGUUGGCUCAAGCACCCCAUCUCCGAUUGUGGAUAUGAAGCCUAGUUUUAGUUCGGUGGAAAGAGAGGUCUUAGCUUUAACGUACCAACAGAGGCAAGGAUCUGCUGGGAUUCCGAAGAUUGGAACGAGUUCACGCUCUGGAGCACCGCUGGGCAAUGAUCUGGCUCUAUCGAUGUUUCCUACAAACCUGGUGCAGACUCGAAACCAGGUUGCGAUCGACUCUGCUGCAACUGGAACAGAUGCAGCUGUUUCCCUGAGUGAUUUCCUCAUGCAGGCGGCUCGUAGGCUCGGUCCAUCCCUGACCCACAGCAAUGCAGCUGAUUAUAGUGAAUUGAAGGCUCAAGAAACAAGCAGUCGUACUGAAAUGGUGCUGAAUUAUAACCAUGGAGUUGGUAGCACUUCGUCUUGUCACGAGGAUCGGGCCGGUAAGGCGCAUGAGUCAGAUCUAUCGGGAUUGCGACCUGUAAGACGAGGUGCUUUGCAGCAUUCGCAAUUUGAGCCAGCCACUUCCAUGGUCAGAAGCAGGCAAGCCACUAUAGAUCACACAGACGUGACCGAGACUCAUGAGAUCUUUACCAGUGCACACUCGAUAGAUAUCAAUGUAAGCAGAUCGCAGAAGCAAAUGGCUGCUGCAGGGACACGUGGUGAUCAGGCAUGUGAGCAGACCUGGACAGACAUGAGCACAGCAUGGUCGGAUCCAGCGACUGCGAGACGAACUAAACAUCAAACUCGCCAGGAGAGUGAGGAAGCCGAGAAAGAGUUAGCCAGGGCCGAGGUUCUCAAAAGAGAAGCCCGGGAACAGCUUCAAUUAGCAUCAGCUGAGAGAGAAUACGCAGACCGCGCACGCGAAGUCGCCAAGCGGCAGAUUGAGUUAUCGGAGGCAGACCUUGCGAAGGCGAAGCGUAUUCGCGAGCAUGCUCAAGCGGAAUUGGAGAAGGCCCAGUUUUUAAAAGAGCGAGUGGAGCGAUCAGUGGGGGCGAGUGCUAGCUCCCAAGACUCUUCUCAAUUCUCCUUCUGCCACUCAUGCAAGUCCGCCAUUGAGGUCAAUGCAUCAAUACGAACCCCAACAUCGUCUCCAGGCUCUUCUUCUUGGUCAUUUGUAACGCCACCUACCUCAAACUGCGAGCAAUUGCAAGUAGGUCCUGGGAAAAGUGGAAUCUCUAGUGGACAGAUUUUCAUGGUUCCUGGAAGUCAUGAGGGUGGGGCCAAGCAGGCAGAUCCAAGCUGCAAAUUAUUGUCGGGAAGGAUGUCCUGGACUGACACGAUCAGUGCCCGGUUGCCAGUCUCUUCAGAAGAGGGACGGAAGCACAUCUGGCCAGUUGGAACAACUAGUAUGUCUACAUUUGCGACCAGUAUGGCAGUCGAAGAGGCUUCACAGUCGGAAGAGAAUCUAGUCGCGGCAGCAGCUGGUGAGUCAUCCCGAUCAGCAGACCAAACCAACCCAAAGGAUUUCGAUUUGAACUGAACUUCUCUCCACGGCAUUGCGUGAUAUUAUUGCGCUCUGAAGCAUUCAGCCAUGAUCUAGUGAUUGGCUUGGAUCUUCGAAGGCGUUAGGUCCGUCACUUAUUCUGGAGACUUUGUAGGGUGGAUGAAACAUGAGCUGGAGACCACCGUGCACAGAUUUAUUCUAGGAAUUUGUGGAUACCAUAGCGUGAAGACUAUGCUCUCCCCCCCCUCCCUUUUCGUUUUAUUUUUUAAUUAAAAAAAAAAAUGGUAGGCAGAUGUCUAUAAGCUCUAUAGACUCAUUCACUAUUCAUCAAUUUGAGGAUGCUCACAAAAUUCUCAUAGAACGCAGUAUUAUCUAAGUUCGAUGGUUCUGAAUCGUUCUUCCAAGGCAGGACCUCCUCCUUCAAUUACGUACGUAUGCACACAUACCGAACCAUGAAAGGUUCAGUUAGAGUGGCCACGCGAAUACUAUGACCUCACAUUAUUUUGUACAAUUGUAUUGUGUGAACUGAAUUAUGUUACCAGGGAGCACCUGGAGACGCGAAUCUAUUGGCGCUUGGGGUUGAGACCCAGGCAGCAGAACCCGAA
Molecule: messenger RNA, 3530 nt
Organism: Physcomitrium patens
Lineage: Eukaryota; Viridiplantae; Streptophyta; Bryopsida; Funariales; Funariaceae
Cellular component (GO): nucleus
Molecular function (GO): DNA-binding transcription factor activity
Source: RefSeq, a predicted model, not a curated record